AUGUGGGAGCCAGAGCCGCUUAAGCUGACUGCCCGGCGCAAAACGUCAAAUCGAACAAAACGGGUGGUUGUGAGUGUCGGCACAGAUGCAAGCUCUAAACUAAAAGGACCGGUCUAUGUGAUAGAUGCAAACGCGACCACAGAGGAGGAGAAAUCUGCGAUCAGACGAUCAAGUUCCCCCGGGGACUCUGGCUCUGGGCAAUCGUCCAUGCCACGCUAUCUGAUCCAGGCGCACUUGUUUGCCGAUCUCCUAAUCAAAUGUGUUGUUCAGUACGAAUUAAUCCAGACUGUAGAUCAUAUUCUGUUCUAUUCAUCGCAUAGUCGUAACGAAGAUGCACACUACAUCAAUGCGGCGCGCUCUUUAGCUGCGGCAUCAUAUCCUGCUUACGCAGUGGCUUUGGUCACUGCAACAACGGCGUCCGCAUCCACCACUCCUGUCGAUCAAACUCCACCAGUGGGUCCAUCUGGUUGGAAUGACUAUUCACCCCAAUCAAGUGAGACACGAUGGUCUCCCAGCGACCCGGCGGGACAGCAAAAUCAGCAGGAGCAAGGUGGUUCUGCUGCACUCAACAUGAUGGAUCGGCCAGAGAAGUCUUACCAUGCUGAUGAAGACGAAGCUGAGGAAGAAGAACAGUCUUGGUAUCUCGGACCCAGUGGAUCUCGAGUACCUAUGGGCACCAGUCCUUUACCCCCAGACCCUCGAGGCAUGUUCAACCGUCUGUCUCCACAGCUGAGGCUCCGACUCGCGCGGUGUUUACUAGAAUCGCAUGCGUUUGCUAAACGAUUCAACUCGAACGAUGAGCAACGAAACGUGCUGUUUGAAGCCGGUUUCAAAGUCAAAGCCAAACCGAAUUUGCUCAAACAGGAAACCCACAGUUUACUGUGCGCGCUGCGGAUUCUCUUCCGAUUGGCCGAAGAAGAGAGUGAGCUGCGCGAGGAGACUGAAGAUCUCCUGGACCGGGUCAUUCUGGAUGCUUUAGCAUACUAUCACGGACUGGUGAUCGACGGACAUCGUCAAGCCUGGGACACCUGUCUGAUCCUUAUCAUCACUCAGCUCACUCGUCUCAGUCCGGCAACACGAUUUCACCGGCAUGCGGCCAAUCUCUAUGGUAGUGUGUGCGAUUUAGUCGCUAUGGCUGGUGGCGUUUCACCGGAGGUAGCGGCCCUUAUUCGUCUGUUUAUGCUUCGUUGCGGUGCCUUCUUCGUCCCACCUUCGUAUCGAACGGAUCCGAUCUAA
Messenger RNA from Echinostoma caproni, 1236 nucleotides. The record is from the annotation of a GenBank genome assembly. Lineage: Eukaryota; Metazoa; Platyhelminthes; Trematoda; Plagiorchiida; Echinostomatidae.